Eimeria tenella is the source of this 846-nucleotide messenger RNA. RefSeq lists its product as uncharacterized. The transcript is spliced from 5 exons. The coding region runs from base 1 to 846 and encodes 281 amino acids. The record is from RefSeq and is a predicted model, not a curated record. Lineage: Eukaryota; Apicomplexa; Conoidasida; Eucoccidiorida; Eimeriidae.
AUGGGGGGAGCCAUUUCUAAAAUUGUCUUCCAACCCCCCAGGUACCCUGGGGGCCCCCCUGGGGGCCCCCCGGGGGCCCCCGACCUUAUUGCCUUGAAGACAAAAAGUGGGGAGACUAUUCACGCAAUUCACAUCAAAAGCGGAGGCUCAUUGACCCUUUUGUAUUCCCACGGAAAUGCUGAAGACAUUUUAAUGGCCUUUAGUUUUUUCAAAAGUGUUUCUGCGGCUCUUAAAGUUGACUUGCUGCUUUACGAAUACGUCGGUUACGGCUGCAGCAGCGGGAGUCCCUCGGAAGCUGGGGUUUACGAGUCUGUAGAAGCAGCUUUUCAUUACCUCACAAAAGAGCUGCAAAUUCCCCCCAGCAGCAUCGUCGCCUACGGCAGAUCCCUAGGGUCCGGGCCGAGCGUGCACCUCUGCGCGCGGGAGCGGGUGGGGGGUUUGAUUCUGCAGUCGGCUCUGCUGUCUGUACACCGCGUGGCCCUGCGUCUGAGGUUUUCUCUUCCUUUUGACUUAUUCAAAAACAUAAAUAAAAUAAAAAAAGUCUUUUGUCCAGUCUUUUGCAUCCACGGCACCAACGACGAGGUCGUUCCCAUCUACCACGGCAUCGAGCUGUACAAGAGGGCCCCCUUGACUGUCAGCCCCAUGUGGGUGGAAGGCGCUGGGCAUAACAACUUGGAAAUAGUAGCAGGAGAUUUAUUCUUUCUAGCUUUGUCUCGCUUCCUGCGGCUUGUGCAGCAGCAGCAGCAGCAGCUGUUGCUGCAGCAGCAGCUGCAGCAGCAGCAGCAGCAACAGGAAGAGCAGCAGCAGCCGCCUGCGGCGGUUGUCGCGGCGGCCGAGGGCGCCUGA